AUGCCGGCUCCGUCAUUACUCGCCAUGUGCACUCGCAUGGCCAUACAGAAUGCGAAGAAUCUGAUGGACAUCGGGGAUAUCCCGUAUUCUCUUGCCCGGCCCUUUCUUAUGAAGAUCGAGAGCCCGGCGCAGCUGCGCGCCAUUGAACUACAGUCGCCGCACAUCAUGCAGGACGACCGCGAACUCUGGAUCGAGUUUAUCAAGCGGGACGUCCCCCAAUGGGACCGCUUCAAACUGCCCGAAACAUGCGACUGCUGGUACGACGUCUAUCGCGACCUGGUCGAACAGGUCCAGCGCGAGGUCGACGAGGACGCCGCGCGGCUGAAGCUGGCUGUCGACCAGAUCAACUCCAAGCGGGCCAGCAGCGGCUCCAAGUUCCUCGUCGACCGACAGGUCGCGCGCCUGCCCAAGCCCCGCCCGACCCGGAUCCAGCGGUAUGCCGCCCACGACCGCAAGAUGGGCGGCAUCGCGCCGACGUUCUCGGUGUCGUACAACGCCGAUGGCGAGAAGGUCUGGUCGCUGGAGGCGCCGAGGCUGCGGCCGGAGCGUAGUCGCUCCGAGCCCAAGAAGAGCAGCAUCUUCACGGCCAAGCGGAACAAGGCGCUGGCCGUGCCGACGCACUGUCUGAAGAGCGAGGUUUCGCAGAUCAAGCAGGUUCCGCGGUGGCUGGUCGACGAGCACAAGCAGUCACCCCCGGCGCAGACUCCCAGACGGCCGGUCGCUGCAUCUUCGAAAUCGCUCUCCGCAGUUCCGUUCGCCAGUUCCUCCAGUUCCGCCAAGUCGGUCAAGGUUUCUCCCGUUUCUGCUCCUGCGAGCUCUUCCUUGCAAGCUCGGGAGGACAGGUUGCGGGCUCUGACUUCCAAGCACACAACCACGUCUGCCCCGUCUGCUUCAUCGUCCUUUGCGCCAUUUUCUACUGGACCAUCUUCUACUACUCGAUCAUCUUCCGCACAAUCUACGGCGUCACCACGCGCAAAACCAGCUGAGAAUCGCCCCGAACAGACACCGAAGUGUCCAGCAGGACCUCUUCCUUCCGAAACUAGGAACACGCAGCCAUCACCCGACACAAAGUCCGAGUCAACAAAACCAUCUGCUCCAACCCAAAGCAUCGACAGCACAGCCAAAUCUUCUUCGCCUGCGGCGGCGCCCACGUCCCGUCCUCCUGCUGCACCAGCUCUCAUCCGGAAACGCCCGGCGCCCAGCGUGUUUAUCCAGCCGAAGAGGAAGAAAGUCUAG
Molecule: messenger RNA, 1236 nt
Organism: Rasamsonia emersonii CBS 393.64
Lineage: Eukaryota; Fungi; Ascomycota; Eurotiomycetes; Eurotiales; Trichocomaceae
Product: RNA polymerase II transcription factor SIII (Elongin) subunit A
Exons: 3
Coding region: 1-1236 (411 amino acids)
Biological process (GO): transcription elongation by RNA polymerase II
Cellular component (GO): nucleus; elongin complex
Source: RefSeq, a predicted model, not a curated record